CAGCAGCUGCUACUAGAGGUGGAGAAAGGGGAAGAAAAAGUCACCCUGCAGCCAGCCCAGCUCCUCGUACAUCCAUCAGCAACAGCCGUAGCCCGCGGCACCAUGGUGAAGAUCGUGACCGUCAAAACCAAACCCUACACCGACCAGAAGCCCGGCACCAGCGGCCUUCGAAAGCGGGUCAAGGUGUUCCAGGGCAAUGCCAACUACGCCGAAAAUUUCAUCCAGAGCAUUAUUUCCACGAUCGACCCUGACGAGAGGCAAGAGGCCACGUUGGUAGUGGGGGGAGACGGCAGAUUUUACAUGAAGGAGGCGAUCCAGCUGAUCCUCCGCAUCGCCGCCGCCAACGGGAUUGGCCGUUUAGUGAUUGGACAGAAUGGAAUUCUUUCUACCCCAGCGGUGUCCUGCAUUAUUAGAAAAAUAAAAGCAAUUGGUGGUAUCAUUUUGACAGCAAGCCACAACCCUGGUGGACCUAAUGGAGACUUUGGUAUUAAAUUCAAUAUUUCAAAUGGAGGGCCUGCUCCUGAAGGAAGUACUGAUAAAAUUUUCCAAAUUAGUAAGACUAUCGAAGAGUAUGCUAUAUGUCCAGACUUAAAUGUAGACCUCAGUACAAUUGGAAAGCAGCAGUUUGACUUGGAGAACAAGUUUAAACCAUUUGCAGUUGAAAUUGUGGAUUCGGUAGAAGCAUAUGCCAACAUGCUGAGGAAUAUUUUCGAUUUUAGUGCACUGAAAGAACUACUCUCGGGCCAAAACCAUCUGAAGAUUCGGAUAGAUGCUAUGCAUGGAGUUGUUGGCCCUUAUGUAAAAAAGAUCCUCUGUGAAGAACUUGGAGCACCAGCAAAUUCUGCUGUGAACUGCAUACCUCUUGAGGAUUUUGGUGGUCAUCAUCCUGAUCCAAACUUAACCUAUGCUGCUGAUCUGGUCCAGACUAUGAAGACAGGAGAGUAUGAUUUUGGAGCAGCCUUUGAUGGAGAUGGGGAUCGGAACAUGAUACUUGGAAAACAUGGAUUCUUUGUUAAUCCCUCAGACUCUGUAGCUGUUAUUGCUGCAAAUAUUUUCAGUAUUCCUUACUUUCAACAGACGGGUGUUCGAGGGUUUGCCCGAAGCAUGCCUACUAGUGGAGCAAUUGACAGGGUGGCCAAAGCUACAAAGAUUGCAUUGUAUGAAACUCCAACAGGUUGGAAGUUCUUUGGAAAUUUAAUGGAUGCAAACAAACUGUCUCUGUGCGGAGAGGAGAGUUUUGGUACUGGGUCUGACCAUAUCCGUGAAAAAGAUGGUCUCUGGGCUGUCUUGGCAUGGCUGUCAAUUAUAGCUGUCCGCAAACAGAGUGUGGAAGAAAUCCUGAAAGAUCACUGGCAAAAAUAUGGGCGGAACUUCUUCACAAGGUAUGACUAUGAAGAAGUGGAUGCUGAUAGUGCCAACAAGAUGAUGAAGGAUCUAGAGACACUAUUCUUUGACCGUUCCUUUGUAGGGAAGCAGCUAUCGGCAGGCGACAAAUCAUACACUGUGGAGAAAGCUGAUAAUUUUGAGUACAGUGAUCCUGUGGAUGGAAGCAUCUCAAGGAACCAGGGUUUGAGGCUGAUCUUUGCUGACGGUUCUCGCAUCAUCUUCAGGCUAAGUGGUACAGGGAGUGCUGGAGCAACUGUGCGACUGUAUAUUGAUAGCUAUGAAAAGGAUGCACCAAAAAUACAUGAAGAUCCCCAGGUCAUGUUGGCUCCCCUCAUCUCCAUUGCACUGAAACUUUCACAGCUUCAUGAGAGAACUGGCCGCACUGGCCCCACCGUCAUCACAUAAAUGUUAAACUUGAAGACAUUUGGAUAAACGUCGUGGAGUGACUGGCAGCUGUCAAUUGGAAUAAGCUAGUCUUCCUUCCUAGUGAGUUAUCAAAUUUAAUCCUAAAAAUGCUAACACUGUAUUCAAAAGCACUAUAAAGUGAUAAAAGGAUAGAUGUGGUAUUUUUUAAAAGUUUACACUAUGUAUAUGCUGAUAAUACACUGUCUUUUUAAUGUCAUCUGUUACCUCUGUAAUUUGUGCAUAGUACACAUAUGCUGCCUUUUGGUUUAGCAAGAAUUGUAAAAAGUGACUGUAUAGAAAGAACAAUGGGAGUAGACCCUGAAAUAAUGUUACCCCUCUCUGCUUGCAGAGUUCCUCUGAAUUGCCUCUGCACAAAGGGUUUUUUACCCCGGUUUUAUCAGCAAUGUGUAGGCUUCCUUUUAAGCUUUGUGCAACAAAAUGUACAAUCAUUGUGAACAGCUGACUGUCCCCAAUCGCCAUGGAAUGCCUCGUUUUAAAAAAAUCUAUCAAUUGUACUUUGUCCCAUGAUCUGCUGUACAAAGAUUUCACUGCCAACCCUGCACAGAAUUAAUACAAAUGUUAUAAGAUAUUAAAGAACAAAUGAAGCAG
Rhineura floridana is the source of this 2400-nucleotide messenger RNA. It is a transcript of the gene PGM1, whose product is annotated as phosphoglucomutase 1. The record is from RefSeq and is a predicted model, not a curated record. Gene Ontology annotation, cellular component: cytosol. Gene Ontology annotation, molecular function: magnesium ion binding; phosphoglucomutase activity. Gene Ontology annotation, biological process: carbohydrate metabolic process. The coding region runs from base 103 to 1791 and encodes 562 amino acids. Lineage: Eukaryota; Metazoa; Chordata; Lepidosauria; Squamata; Rhineuridae. The transcript has 11 exons.